Closterium sp. Naga37s-1 is the source of this 4703-nucleotide messenger RNA. NCBI's taxonomy places the organism in Eukaryota, Viridiplantae, Streptophyta, Zygnematophyceae, Desmidiales, Closteriaceae. The record is from the annotation of a GenBank genome assembly.
AUGGUACAGUUUUCGUCGCCUAUGCUGGAUGCGAAGCAGCUACAGCAAUGUCUGGAUCCGAUCUACAAGCUGACGGAGCGUGACAUCGCCAAGCCCACGCCAGAAGUCAUGCGCCUCUUCUACGACGCGGCAAUUCGCGUAUUAGUGGGCCGAGCCGUCCUCCCCAGCGACGGCGCGUGCAUGAAUGAGGAGGAAGCGGAGCGGAACCUGGACUUCCCCGAGUUGCACGUAGAUGCCGCCAGUACUCUCCUUCUCUUCCAGUCGCUCCGGGAACUCUUCGCGGGGACGGGUGUCGAGUGGUUCGCGAUGCGCGACCUAAUUCGGCCGGAUCCCGAGCGCACCCAGAAGCUGCUCUCCGCGCUCGCCAACUACAAGCGCUUCGGGGACCAGUUCUUUUCCGUGGAGGCGCAAUGCCUGGAGGAGUACGCGCAGGUCGUUGAGACGCACGCCAAGCUCGAAGACGAAGAACUAUCGCUGUCUAGCGAGUUGCAAUCUCUGGAGGAGCGGCAGCGCGACGAGGACGCGGAGGUGGCGGAGGUGGCGGAGGAGGUGGCGGUGAUGGAGAAGGAACUGCAGCGGGUACAGGGGGAAGAGGCCGCGGAGGAAGAGCAGCUGGCGGGGCGGAGGGAGGCCAUGGCGAAACUCAUAGAUGAGAUAGCGGCGGAGAAGCAGCAGGCGGCGAAGGUCAAGGAGGAGGAGAUGAGUUUGCGUGCACAGAUAGUGGAGUCGCCGGAUAAAGUCAGAUUAGCAGUGACUCGAGCAGAGGAAGCGAUGGAGAGUGAGAAGGAGGCAAGGGAUGCGGUGCUGGUGCAGAUGCGGGAGAACCGCAAGAAGCUGGUUGUCGUCAGAAAGGCCCUGGCGGAGCUUCAGAGCCGGCUGCAGCAAGUCAAGCAAGCGGAUCAAGAGGCAGCAGCAGCGCGCGAGUUGAAGCGGCAGGUGGCUGCACGGCAGGCGCAAGGAGCAGCAGCGCGGCAGCUGCAGGCAGCAGCGGAGGAGAGGGUCAGCAAGGAGAAGGCCAAAGAGGCGGAGUGGAAGGCGAAGGUGGCAGCGCGCAGGGCAGCUAUAGAGCAGCAGAUGGUGGAGGUGCGGAGGAAGCAGGAGGACGUGCGUGUGCUGGAGCAGGGGCUGGCAGAGGAGGAAGAGCUCUUCCUCGCUGCCAAGGCAGAGGUGCAGGGCCAGCUGGAGCAAGUGCGGGGAGAGGAUGAGCGGUGUCAGGAGCUGCACAGGCAGAGGCUGGUGCAUGUGGUCGAGCUCUUCAAUGCUCUCAACUCACAGGUGACGUGCUCCACUCCCUCACAGUCCCUCUCUUCAAGUCGCAUGCCUGUACAUUGCCUUCUCACUGCCUCAUGCGACGCAUGUACUCACACCUGCUUCCCCCGGCAGGUUGAUUCCUUCCAUCGCCGGGUAGCCGCAUACAUGGAUCCGGACCUUGACACUGUUGCUGCACUGCCCACUGCUCAAGCACGUGACAUGAUUCAACAGCAUCAUCCAACAUCAUCCACAGCCCACGUGCCUGAGUCCCAGGGUGCAGCUCCUCCCAGCACUCCUGCACAGUUGUCAGCGACAGGUGCAGGUGGGGUGAGUGUGGCAGGUUCAGCACAUGCGACACAUGCCACACCGUGCUCUCGCUCUCACUCUUCACCGCCCGUGAGUGCACGUGGAGUGGAGGCGCAACCGCCCCCGCCCUGUAUGCCAUGCCGGCACUCGUACCAUGCGCACGCGGUAUCGUGGGAGUGGGCGGACAGGAACGGCGGAAAGGUCGCGGAAACCUCCGCGGAGCGUCAGAAGGAGGAUGAGGCAUGCGCUUGCUUCUUCCCAACACCUGCCUCCGCGCAAUCCCCUCCGCUCAUCGCCUCCUGCCUCUUCCUCUCCGCGCAUCCCCUCCCGCCCUCCAUGCUGACAUCACCGCUGCCCGCCGCCAUCCCUCUCCCCCACACGCGGAGCCUGUACCUCUCCCCGCGCCUGCUCCCCGCUGGCGCUGUCGCCCUUUGCUGCGCGUGCAUCUCGCGCGCCCUCCGAUUUCACGCGCACUCCCUCCACCCCCCCGCCCCUCCGCGCGCUGUCCCCAGCGCCGGUGGCGGAGAUGGGGACGGGGGCACGAGCGGGGGGGGUGAAGAGGGGAAUGGAGGGAGCGAAAGGGGAGGGAAGAGCAGGAGGGAGGAAGGGGGCAAUGAGGCGAAAGGUGGAGCGUACGAGGCAAGAGGGGAUUGUAGGUGCUCUGAGAAGCAAUCUGGGGGGGACCAAGGGAGCGGUGAGUCGUGUGGCUGGCCGCAGGGGAAGGAGGAGGGGCGCGCAGAGCAGCAUGGGAUGAAAUGGCUGCCCGGAUUCCUAGUGCUGCCUCUCAACCAUUCCUCUCAGUUGCCCGUUCAGCUGCCCGGCUGUGUGAGCGAAAGGGGGGUGUGCUUGUUUGAGGCAGAGUACAGUGAAAGAUGUUUGAUGGGCAGGGCAGGGGAGGAGGUGAAGGGGGUCUUAUAUGGGGCGGAGGAGACAGGAAGGGAGGAGAGACGACGGGGGGAGAGAAGUGGAGGUGCGGAGCGAGGAGGACGGGAGGGAAGAGGAGAGGGCGAGGAGCAGGGGGAAGUGAUGUUGGCGAAUGGGUGCUUCAGUGCACGGCAGGUGAUGCACGGUGCUGUCGCCCUCGCCCUCCCACACUCGCACCCGCUCCCUCCCUCCCUCUUCCUGGUGCAAGCUCUCAGGGCCCACCCUGAGCCCGCCACCCCAUUGCACCACACAGCACCAGCUUCAACCGGUGAUUACAAGCGUGUUGAGGGAGGCGGGGAGCUCGAGAAGUCGCCUCUGCAGCAGCAGCAGCAGCAGCAGCAGCAGCAGCAGGAGGAUGUGAAGGGCGAGGCAGCAAGAGGGGUGUGGCAGGGCAGGAGGGGCGUGAGGAAGGGGCAGAGCACGUGGUAUGACGGGGACUACUGUGUGCUGCACGGCGUGCUGCUGCAGCGCCCGCACCAACCCCUGCUGGAACUCGUGCCCAUGCCCAAGGCAAGUGCUGCCAGGGGCGCAAGGGGUGCAUGUACCAUCACUCGUCUCAUGGCAUCACCACCCGCCCCAUCCUCCUCCACCCCACCGUCCCUCUGUCGCCGCAUCGUAGUCCCUCCCGAGCUCUGCUCGCUGCUCCUCUCACCCAAGCACCACCCCACCACUGCCACCACUGCCACCACUACCACUAGCACAUGCAACAACGCUGCUCCCGCGCCUGCCCGUCCACCUUCCGCCGUGGCCAGUGGUAGCAGCAGCAGCAGCAGCAGCAGCAGCAGCAGCAGCAGCAGCAGCAGCAGCAGCAGCAGCAGCAGCAGCAGCAGCAGCAGCAGCAGCAGCUUGCCCGUGAGUGCAGCGUGGGUGCGGGCAGAAGCAGUGCUGCCGCUCACUCUCUGCCACCUCGCGGACCUGCUGUGCGCCUGGGAGCUCGUCUGCUCGCUGCACCUGCCCUCGCUGCACCUGCCUCUGCUGCGCACGGUUUGGCUGUCGAGUGAUGAGAGGCCAGUCAUAUUGACACAGGGUACUGGGCGUAUGCACGCGUGUCACUGGUCCCACCGCAACAUGCCCACACGUGCUCACCUUCAACUGCCCUACUAUUCUCCCGCCCUCCCACCCUUUCCCCUUCUUCUCUCCCGCCCUCCACCUCUCCUGCGCUCCUGCUCACGGCAUUGCACCGUGCUGGCAUGCAUGCAGGCCAUCACAGCCCCAUCUGCAUGCAUCGGUGAUGUCCGCACAAUCAACCCCCCCUGGGCUCCUCCACCCCCUCCCUCGCCACUGCUCAUACCCCAACACACCGGCUCACAAUCAGCCACCACCCCCACUUCCCUCCUCCUCCUCCCUGCUCCUCCCUCCACCACUCUCUCCACCCCUCCCUCCGCCCAUCUCCCAGCCUCUCCCUCCACCCCUGCUCCCACCGCUCUCUCCCGCUCAUGCAUGCCCAUCGCGCGGCCACUGCUGGAGCUGCUGGGAGACGCGUUUCUCAAGCUCGCGGCAGCGCUCUGUGUGCUGCUGCUGCACCCCACUGCUGGCAUCGACGCCGCAGGCAACAUGAUGCAGGGGACAGGGGGAGGGGGAAAGGUGGGGGGAGGGGAAGACGGAGGGGGAGGGGCAAGAUGGUGCUGCGAGCAGUGGGGGAGAGGGUGGGGAGAGAACGAGGGGAGGAAAGAGCCGAGAGAGGGGGAAGAAGGGGGAGAAGGGGGAGAAGGGGGAGAAGGGGGAGAAGGGGGAGAAGGGGGAGAAGGGGGAGAGGGUGGUGUGGGCGAGGACAGCAGAGGAGAGUGUGCUGACCUGGCAAGUGGCGUUCGUGGGGCGGGGCAAUCCCACACGCGGGCAGCGACAGGUGGCGUGCCAGCAUUGGCUGACAGCGUGGCAUGUGAGGCCGAGCUCUCUCGGGCGCGCGGGCAUGGUUGCUGCUGCGAGCAUGAGGGGCCGCUGCUGGCGUGUGUGCGGGGACAGUGGAAUGGGGAGGGGUUUGGUGUGGUUAAAGCUAGCAGCAGUGAGGGCAAUGGGGAAAGUGAGAGCAGGGAGAGCAGACAGGGGUGCAUGUGCACUGCCAAGGGGGGAAGAGGCUGGAAUGAUGUGGCGACGGUGGGAGUGGUGCCGGGGGGAAGUGCUUCUGAGCAGCACUGUGUGGAGAGUGAGACGGACAGGGACGGUGAGGGAGUGCUGUUGGGUGGGGCACAGGCGAUGGGGGGUGGUGGGGGAGGAGGGGAGUG